CUUUUUUUCUUCUGUAAAGAUUUUUAAUUCCUAGCGAUAGAGAGAAUGACUAAAAUUUCUGUUGGAUUGCAACUUGUGACAACAGAUUUAAAAGUAAAACUAAACAACAUAGUGAUCAAAUCUUCACUAAGACCAAACCGAUCCAAUCCAAACAUCUUGGAGCUCUGUUUCCUCAAAACAUGUCAUCUCUGUCUGAAGCAACUCCAUCAAGACAAAGAUGUUUACAUGUACAGAGGAGAUUUGGGAUUUUGUAGUAGAGAGUGUAGAGAAAGUCAGAUUUUGAUAGAUGAGAAGAAAGAAUUAGAGGCUUCCACAAAGAUCAUGUUGGCAGCUUACAGACGCUGUAACUCCGGCGAGAACCGGAACUUGUUAAAUGAUCUACGGCGGCGACGCCAGCUAUUUAUAGUCCCUUAAAUCUACCCACUUCACUAAUUAGUAAUUCUUAUUUUUGUUUUUUAAACACCUUAGUAUAGAUAUGUGGUUAUUAUAAAAGAGUUUGUGUUAACUAAAUUCUAUUAGUUGGGCUUGAUUAAAAAAAAUUGUAUUAGUUGGAUGGUUUAAAUGUGAUAUAUGGUGAUUUUUUCAAUGGUAUACUGUGAUC
This is a messenger RNA of Eruca vesicaria subsp. sativa (arugula), 601 nucleotides long. NCBI's taxonomy places the organism in Eukaryota, Viridiplantae, Streptophyta, Magnoliopsida, Brassicales, Brassicaceae. The record is from the annotation of a GenBank genome assembly.